Molecule: messenger RNA, 827 nt
Organism: Thermothelomyces thermophilus ATCC 42464
Lineage: Eukaryota; Fungi; Ascomycota; Sordariomycetes; Sordariales; Chaetomiaceae
Exons: 2
Molecular function (GO): hydrolase activity, acting on halide bonds, in C-halide compounds
Source: RefSeq, a predicted model, not a curated record
CUCAGUGACCAUAUGGGGCAUCCACGAGCACGGAACCUCACCGGGGCAACGAGACGAACCCAUCGCAACCCGCCAUGGCGACCAUCACGACCAUCAUCGCCUUCGAUCUCUACGGCACCAUCCUGUCGACCGAUUCGAUCGCCGCCGAACUGGCCGAGGUUGCCGGCCAUGACCGCGCAGGAGAGCUAGCCUCGCUCUGGCGACGCUACCAGCUUGAAUACACGUGGCGCAUCAACAGCAUGGGCCACUACCGCCCCUUCACCACUCUCACCCUCGCCUCCCUGCGGCACGCCGUCGCCGACCUCGACCCGGCCCUCGUGUCCGUCCUCACGCCGGACCGAGAGGACCGGGUGAUGCGGGCGUACGACGCGCUACGUGUCUUCCCCGAGGUGCCCGCCGCCUUCCGGUCGAUCCGUGAUCAGGCGGAGCCAGCACCAGCACCAGCAACGGCAGCGGCGGCGAAGACUAGGGUGGAGGCGUACGUCUUCUCCAACGGCACGGCCGACAUGAUAUCGUCAUCCCUGUCCAACGCGCCGGACCUGGCCCCGCACGCCGGCGUGCUGCGCGGGCUGGUGAGCGUGGACGAGGUGCGGGUCUACAAGCCGGACCGCCGGGCGUACGAGCACCUGCUGCGGCGGGUGGGCAAGGAGGGGAGGCCCGAGGAGGUGUGGCUGGUGAGCUCGAACCCGUUCGACGUCGUGGGCGCCGUCUCGGCCGGCCUGCGGGCCGCCUGGGUGGACAGGGCGGGCAGAGGGUGGACCGACCGGUUGCUGUUCGAGCCGACCAUCGUUGCCCGGGGAGUUGACGAGGCGGUGCGGGAGAUCAUC